Messenger RNA from Cuscuta campestris, 2123 nucleotides. NCBI's taxonomy places the organism in Eukaryota, Viridiplantae, Streptophyta, Magnoliopsida, Solanales, Convolvulaceae. The record is from the annotation of a GenBank genome assembly.
GUUACCACUGUCUAUCUUGUACUCCUUCCGUUUCGUAAAACCCUUCUCCUUUCAUUUUUCUCCAAUUCCUUAAAAUACUUCCACUUUCUAUUAAAAAACCACUUUUAUUCAAAAUAUUAUUUUAUAGAAUUAAUAUACUGUGCAAAUUUAUGAUCGAACUGAAUUUGCAGAAAUGGAUUGAAGAAAUGGCUGCCUUCGUGAAAAGCAUCGAUAACAAACACCUUCUGGAAAUUGGACUCGAAGGCUUUUAUGGCAAGGCAAAUGACGCAAGAAAUCAAGGAUUAGCAUUUCAGUUGAGUGGAAGAGACGAUGCAGCUCAACUGUCCUUCAUGGGAAAUUGGAUCAACACCCACAUUUAUGAUGCACAGAAGAUCCUCAAGAAGCCCGUGGUCGUAGCAGAGUUCGGGAUGAACAGUUCGGACCCCGGGUUCAGCGUCCACAAGAGGGACGUGUUAUUUGCCACCGUUUACUCGGCCAUUUCCGGCUCGGCGAAGGGCGGCGGGGCGGCGUCCGGCGGGUUGUUCUGGCAGCUGUUUACGGAGGGCAUGCGCUCGUUCAACGAUGGGUACGAGGUCAUCUUGAGCGAGAGCGCCACGACGGCCGAGGUCAUCCGACAACAGUCAGAAAUCAUGGGCCAACUUAGUGAAAUGCAUGCCAGGGUGAAGAAGAUGGAAGAGGAGCUAGGAAUGGAAAACAACAAUACUUUGAGUGUGAAAACCAUCAAAGGGCAUAAUAACCAUAAUGGAAUGGUGAGGAUCAACGGCACGCAGUUGAUGUUGAACGGAAUCCCGUUCAAAGUUAAUGGUUUCAAAGCUUACUGGCCGUUGUUUGCCGCGGCUGAGCCUUCCCAGAGAUCCAAUGUCGGCGCCGUUUUUGACCAGGCGAGGAACCACGGUCUAAACGUGUUAAGGACUCUGGCUUUCGGGGAAGGGGGGAAGAACCACCCCCCGCUCCAGAUCGAACCAGGGCAUUACAAUCGGACCAUGUUAGAGGCGCUGGAUUAUGUCGUUUCGGCUGCCGGGGAGAAGGGUAUGAAGGUCAUUUUAAGCUUGGCGGACAAUUGGAAGGACUAUGGGGGAAUGGAAAAGUACGUGGAAUGGGUACAUGGUGGUGAAAAGAAUUUGAGCGCCGAGCUUUUCUUCAGUGAUUAUAAAGUCAAAGAACACUUCAAGAAUCAUGUUCAGGCUAUUCUUACGAGGAACAACAGCAUAAGUGGGGUGAUGUACAAGGAUGACCCAACAAUUAUGGCUUGGGAGCUCAUUAAUGAACCCAGAUGUAAAUCAGAUUUAUCAGGAAACACUCUCCAAAAAUGGAUUGAAGAAAUGGCUAACUUCACCAAAACCAUUGAUGAGAACCAUCUUCUGGAAAUUGGACUUGAAGGCUUUUAUGGCCAGCAAAACCCCAAGAAAAAUCUGGGAUCCAACAACGGAUUUCAUCAAUUCGGGACAGACUUCAUUCGAAAUAAUCAGAUCCCGGGAAUCGAUUUUGCAACUGUUCACGCAUAUCCCGACGCAUGGUUAGGUAACAAGACGAGUGAGGAAGAACAACUCUCGUUUCUGAAGACAUGGAUGGACAGCCACUUUGAGGACGCAAACGAGAUUAUCAAGAAGCCUAUACUUGUAGCAGAGUUUGGGAAGAGCAGUAAAGAUGCAGGAUUCACCGUCGAAAAGAGGGACAAAGUAUUUACCACCGUUUACUUGGCCAUUUCCAACUCCACAAGGGUAGGGGGCGCGGCUGCCGGUGGGUUAUUCUGGCAACUGUCGAUAGAAGGCAUGGAUGCCUUCUAUGACGGGUAUCAUGUCAUCUUAAACCAGAGCCCCUCGACAGCCGAGGUCAUCAAACAUCAAUCGAGCGUGAUGCCCCUCGACAGCCGAGGUCAUCAAACAUCAAUCGAGCGUGAUGGGCACUCUUUAGAUGAUGAAGUGAAUGGCAUGGGUUGCCAUGGGUUAUGGCGGUCAUAACGCAUUUUAGUUAAAAGCGUCGUGUGUACUACUAAUAAGUUUCGUUCUGGGUUUUCUACGGUUCUUUCCCAGAUCGUAAAAAUGAGAGUCGAACCGGAUAGAGUUAUCAGAUAAAUUCAAAUGCUUAUCAAACAUGUAUCUUAAUGAAACUAUCAAAGAAUU